UUCACACGGAAGUCAUAAACUAACAGGCUAUGGGUCCACGGAUAAUAUACUUACUUUGUGCUAAGAGAAUGCAACCUGGAGAGGAGCGGGGGGAUGGAGGCGUUCCAGCAGUUGGGGGGCCCACCCCCGCUGUACCUGCCGCCCCCGCACCACCACUACGCGGCCCCCCUCUUGCCUCUGCCCCAGCCUGAUCUGAAAGCUUUCAGAAGUAUUGGUUCUCCAAGAAGACCAAGAAGUGAAAAGAAGCCAAUUCCAGAAGAACAGAAAGACGAAAGAUACUACGAGAGGAGAAAACGUAACAAUCAAGCGGCUAAAAAGUCUAGAGAUGCAAGAAGACUAAGAGAAGAUCAGAUUGCUUUACGUGCCAGCAUGUUAGAACAUGAAAAUGCAAUACUUCGAGCACAAGUUAUAACAUUGAGGGAAGAAGCUCAGUCCCUGAGAGAACUGCUUUUGCAUGAGAAAAAAUAUAAAGCAUUGGAUGUCUGCGCUAUUUAAAACAAUAAUUUUCUCUAGUAAACUUUUGUGUUUAAUAUCAGUGGUGUUAGGUGGAACGAAGUCCCUGAUAUUAAAACUAUAAUUAUUCUAGUGAAAAGUUUUAAGAACCACAAGGAACCAGUAUUUAUGUAAAUAUUGUAAAUGUGCUUAGUGCUUAAAAUUCAUUAUCACUAAUAAUUAGUUUUUGUUUGUUAAAUUAUUAAAAAAUAUACAUAUUUAUUUUACUUAUUUAA
Molecule: messenger RNA, 728 nt
Organism: Nezara viridula (southern green stink bug)
Lineage: Eukaryota; Metazoa; Arthropoda; Insecta; Hemiptera; Pentatomidae
Source: the annotation of a GenBank genome assembly